CCUAGCAAUCUAUUCCUCUAUAAAAUCCUCGCCCUCUUCAUUUUUGCUCAAGCCGUCGCGUUUCUUUCACCGAAGAUGUCGAAGCGAGGACGAGGAGGAUCGGCCGGAAACAAGUUCCGGAUGUCGCUGGGUCUUCCGGUGGCCGCCACCGUGAACUGCGCCGACAACACUGGGGCCAAGAACCUUUACAUUAUCUCUGUGAAGGGCAUCAAGGGGCGCUUGAACAGGUUGCCUUCAGCUUGUGUUGGUGACAUGGUGAUGGCCACUGUGAAGAAAGGGAAGCCUGAUUUGAGGAAGAAGGUGAUGCCCGCUGUCAUUGUCAGGCAAAGGAAACCUUUUCGCCGAAAGGAUGGUGUUUAUAUGUACUUUGAAGAUAAUGCUGGUGUUAUAGUAAAUCCAAAGGGUGAAAUGAAAGGAUCUGCUAUCACAGGACCCAUCGGAAAGGAGUGUGCUGAUUUGUGGCCUAGGAUUGCAAGUGCAGCGAACGCCAUCGUCUAGUCAAUCUACUUAAUAUGUUUAUUAUUUGGGCUGGAUAUGAGUUAUAUUGUUAUAAAACAUAAUUCAAGGUUUUAGUUGAAGUUGUUCCCGAGACUAGUAAGCAAAUUUUGGCUUUGUUAACUAUGGCUGUGGCUAUAACUUCCUGUGUGUUGUCAUUCUUUCUUGUUAUCCAUUGAGUCAUAUGAAGUACAAUUUCUGUUCUGAUUUUCUUU
Molecule: messenger RNA, 710 nt
Organism: Asparagus officinalis (garden asparagus)
Lineage: Eukaryota; Viridiplantae; Streptophyta; Magnoliopsida; Asparagales; Asparagaceae
Product: 60S ribosomal protein L23
Exons: 4
Coding region: 76-498 (140 amino acids)
Biological process (GO): translation
Cellular component (GO): ribosome; cytosolic large ribosomal subunit
Molecular function (GO): large ribosomal subunit rRNA binding; structural constituent of ribosome
Source: RefSeq, a predicted model, not a curated record